GCCAAUGGGAACGGCGGCCCCCGUCGGGCGCCCGGUUCCCCCAUGCAUUGAUCCGGGAACCGCGCGGGGCGAACCGACUCGUGUAUAAUUCAUAGCGGGGAGCGGGGACGCGCACGGCGCUCCGAUGUACCCGACGGCCGCCGGGCCGCUCACGCUCACGCACCGGCCGAACAGUUCCUUCCUCGUGGACAACCUGCUGGCGCGGGGCGUCGAGGCGUCGUCACCUCCGGCCUCUGGUGUCGUGGUCGGCUCGCUAGUGUCGCACCACCAGCAGCAAGUCGCCGCAGCCGCGGCCGUCGCUCACCAACACCAGCAACUGCAGCAGCAGCUCCAGCACCAGCUUCAGCAGCAGCUGCAACAGCAGCAACAGCAGCAGCAGCAGCAGGAGCAACACCAGCAGCAACUGGACUGCUGUUCCUCGUCGGGAGGCAUGACGCCCCGGGACGACGACGACGAACUGCGCACCCCGCCCCCGCCGCCGCUCAAGUUUGGUGUGACGGCCAUCCUGGCCGACCACGGAGCCGCAGCGGUGCACGGCCGGGACAAGGAGCGCUUCUUCGGGGGAGCAGCGAGGAGCGCGGCAGCCGCGUCUCUGCUCGCCGCGGCCGCGGCCACAGGGGGAAAACCCGACCUUCGGGACCUCUUCGAGCAACUGAGGACGAACUCUGGCUUCCUUCCCCGGUGUUUUGUGACCGAAAGGCCAAAGUAUCCCCCCUGCAAGGACGAGAAGGUACCUGGCGGCAUCCCCUGCGUACCAGUGUCUUGCAGCGGCGCGGCAGCAGCGGCGGCGGCAGCCGUGCAACUGGCCGGCUCCUACCCCGUCGUGGCGAAGCCUAUUCCGCGAGGAUUCUUCGAGUCUCCCCUGCAGUCGCUGGUCGCCUGCAGGUCGUCCUACCUGGCCGGUCUUGGACCCGCUGGCCUGAGCGGCGGCGAACAGUUCGGUCUCGGCCCCGGCCGGAGUCCUCUGCAAGGAGGAGCGGGAGGUCCCGGUGGUCCUCCGGGCACCGGAGCCGGCGGCCCCCUGCACCAUGGCUUCCCGUUGCCGGCCACCUUCCCGUGGGCUGCAACGGCCAGGGGCAAACCCAGGCGCGGAAUGAUGCGGCGGGCCGUCUUCUCGGACGCGCAGAGGCAAGGGCUCGAGAAACGCUUCCAAAUACAGAAGUACAUCAGCAAGCCGGACCGCAAGAAGCUCGCCGAGAAACUGGGCCUCAAGGACUCCCAGGUGAAGAUCUGGUUCCAGAACAGGCGCAUGAAGUGGCGCAACUCCAAGGAGCGUGAGCUGCUGUCCAGCGGAGGCUCCAGAGAGCAGACCCUGCCGACGAAGAGCAACCCGAACCCGGACCUGAGCGACGUGUCCUCCUCGACGGCGGCCGCAGGCUCCACCAACGGUCACGGCGCUCACCCCCACCAGCCGGUGACGGCCGCCGCUAGCCUCGCCGAACACCUCAUGAGGGCCUCGCGGGACGAAGACGACGACCGGCGCUCCGUGGACGCGGACAGCGACGAAGACGUCGAGAUCAAGGUCCUCUGAGCGGGGGACACGUGACGCGAGCGGUUGUCCCCCUGCGUUGUCGCCGAUAUGCCGGCGCCCAUACCGAACUGAAAUAUGAACCGUGUACAGUGACUUGUUAUGAACUACCUUGCAAUCUUCCUUCGUGACAUUGAACGGUGCCAAGACCCUCCCUGGCUCUGAAGCACAGCCAGCGCCGUCGAGAGAAAGGUGUCGAGAUGCCCUCCCACAAAACCUUGUUGCACACUGAACACGUACGGGAGAAAAAGGCGACUCGAGUACCGUCGCAAGUCAAGAGACCUUUCAUCAGAAACGCGGGUUCUUCUGUGAUGUGUGACUCAAAACCGGACUCGAAAGUGGCAUAGCGUCGCUCCAUGCGAUGUAGAUGCCCUUUGGUGUAGAAAGAACCGUCUGAACCGGUGCCGACAGAGACGCUAGCCCCGUAUCCGAAAGGACUCCUUAGAAAGAGCCGAUUCCUCUAGGUCUUACCGCGCACCUUAGCUGGGCAGCCUGAAUUCUCAAUACACGUAUGCAGUGGCUAACAUCGGUGCAACUUCAACAGGUCUAGAGACCGCUACUUGAGCGCUGCUUUGAAGGCUGCUAGAUCUACCUGAACUAAAUGAUCAGCAGCGAUUUAAUUAAACCUGAACCAUGAGUGUGUCGCCAGACUGUAAACAAAGCCGAUAAAUAACGGGCGUAAAAUGACUCUUGCUCGGUUUUAUGAACGAGUGAUUAGUUUGCGCGCAAAGUUUGUCCAGUGUACAGUCACACCGGCCGUCACGCGAGUAAAGACUUAGCUAGUUCAGUAAUGUUCGGUGCAGUUAGCCUUCGGCGCACAGCAGAUGAUUCUUGCAAUCUACAUGAAAUGGCUUAAAGGUUUGCCACACAACCGCGUUCUUCCGUGGAAGAAUUCUGAAGAUCUCCCGAGUAAUGUGCUCUGGGUACCUGGCGCCUACAACGUCUGUGUGGGCGUCAGAAAGAGUAUAGCCUUCAUCAAAUGUUUUGACAUCGAGGGGGCUUAACAGUAUUUAUGUAUACAAAAGAGCUUAUGUUUAGCUUUGGCUUUACUGCACGAAAGCGUGGCCAACAGCAAACGAACUGUUGAUGAACUGCGUCUGGUGGCGGGCGUCAGACACUCGAUGCCAAACUUGGUGACCUCCAGUGGCGUGUCGAUGCCUCCCCCCCCCCCCAACCAUGAAUCCAACGUUGCCAGAAGUAUCCAAUCCGUGAGGCCGUUCAACAUGCCGGAAUUUGGCGGUAGUGAAAAUAGCACCCCAUCCUUGCCGGCUCUGUCUUCAGCCCUUUGACGAGUGAUGUGGUUUCUUAUACUUCUCGUACCACUUAAGAUGCUGAAUAUCACCUUUAAACUAAGCUUCCAGACGUUACCAAGGCAUUUGGAAAAUAUAGAGCGAAUAUCACAGUGCAAGAAGUGAUUUUACCUAGUCCAUAUUUUACGAAAGCUCGUUUACCUCAUCUGAACACACUGAAAGCAUGGAAGUCAACGUGUUUUUAUUAGUUCGGUUUUUUUUUUUCACUUUUUGAUUCUUUCGUGUAGCCCAGAACUUGAAGAGAACCUCAGAAAACUGGAAUAUUAAAGUCAUGCAAAUCCUUCCAAACGCAAUAAUCCAGACGAACAUUUCAUUUUCUAGUGGCAAUGACGUUAUGAGUUAACGGCGUCGGGAAGCCGGUAAGAACAGCCCCAUUUCUUCCUUUCAUUUUUUAGAAACUCGGAAUUCCUCUCGAGCUUCGCCAGAUCAAAACUGCUAAAAGGAUGCCCACACUCCACUGCACUAUCGUUUCGAAGUACUACUGCAUGUUUAACCACGAGUGCGCGGAGUUUGCUUGGUCGCUUCGGCCAUUGUGCGGUGAGGUCGGUUAACCAGAGGCUCAAAACGAAGACGAAGAAGAGAGCAUGCGAAUGUGACGCAGAAAAAACUCUUUGACAUAAAGGACGGUCAAGAAAGAAACGUGAUCCCAGUGACAAAUGUGAGGUGCUUCUGUAAGCCAUGUUCCUCUCUUGUUGAGAGAUUGCAUCUGCACGACUUGUACAAUAAACCCGUGAAGUUUG
Dermacentor andersoni is the source of this 3578-nucleotide messenger RNA. It is a transcript of the gene Dbx, whose product is annotated as homeobox protein Dbx. Gene Ontology annotation, biological process: regulation of transcription by RNA polymerase II. Gene Ontology annotation, molecular function: DNA-binding transcription factor activity, RNA polymerase II-specific; DNA binding. Lineage: Eukaryota; Metazoa; Arthropoda; Arachnida; Ixodida; Ixodidae. The record is from RefSeq and is a predicted model, not a curated record.